Molecule: messenger RNA, 3265 nt
Organism: Neolamprologus brichardi
Lineage: Eukaryota; Metazoa; Chordata; Actinopteri; Cichliformes; Cichlidae
Gene: ncln
Product: nicalin
Biological process (GO): regulation of signal transduction
Cellular component (GO): membrane
Source: RefSeq, a predicted model, not a curated record
AUUGUAAAUAAAAAAAUAAGAUGUCUCGUAUUGUUUACUGAGCACUUUAGCAAAUCGGUUUAAUGAAAAAACAAAAAACAGCGGCGUCAGACUCGUCGGUUUCCCGUCCAGAGGUCGUCCAGCUGCCCGCCUGAUCAGAAGUGGCUUCGGUUGCGGUUGGCUGGCUGUCAGUCUGUGGGAGCGGUGACAGCUCAACGGGUCGUUUUAUCUUUAGCUUUGUGCCCAAUACAGUCGCCACAAUGUUCGAGGAAGCCAGCGAGGUGUUCGAUAACAUGUUUAAAUCUUCGUUUCCCUUUACCUUCAUCGUCUUUAUCCCGGCGGUGCUGAUCCUGGUGUCUCCGCUCCCGGCCGAGGCGUCGCACGAGUUCACGGUGUACCGCAUGCAGCAGUACGACCUACAGGGACAGCCGUACGGUACCAGGAACGCCAUCCUGAACACGGAGGCCCGUACUGUGGAGGCAGAGGUGCUAAGUCGUCGCUGUGUAAUCAUGCGGCUGGCGGACUUCUCCUAUGACAAGUACCAGAAAGCCCUGCGCCAGUCAGCGGGGGCUGUGGUCAUCAUCCUGCCAAGGAACAUGUCUGCUAUGCCGCAAGACAUAGUGCAGCAGUUCAUGGAGUUGGAGCCUGAGAUGUUGGCUACUGAGACCAUCGUCCCCGUCUACUUCGCCAUGGAGGAUGACGAGCUGCUGUCUAUCUACACACAGACGCUGACCUCCUCAUCCUCACAGGGCUCCUUAUCAGCAGCCGAAGUCCUGCUGCAUACGGCCACAGCCAACGGCUUUCAGAUGGUGACCAGUGGAGCUCAGAGCAAAGCCGUCAGUGACUGGGCCAUCACCAGUUUAGAGGGCCGUCUGGCUGGAGUUGGAGGAGAGGACCUCCCCACCAUCGUGGUGGUGGCUCAUUACGACUCCUUUGGUGUUGCUCCGUGGCUGUCAUACGGAGCAGACUCAAACGGCAGCGGAGUGUCCAUGUUACUGGAACUGGCCCGACUCUUCUCCAAACUCUACACCUACAAGAGGACGCACGCCGCGUACAACCUGCUGUUCUUUCUGUCCGGCGGAGGAAAGUUUAACUACCAGGGCACCAAACGCUGGCUGGAGGACAAUUUAGACCACACAGACUCCAGUCUGCUGCAGGAUAACGUAGCCUUUGUGUUGUGUCUGGAUACUUUGGGGAACGGAGACUCUCUGCACCUCCAUGUGUCCAAACCCCCCAAAGAGGGAACCCCUCAGUAUUCCCUGCUGAAAGAGCUGGAGGCGGUGGUUGCGAGUCAGUAUCCAGAGGUCAAGUUCUCCAUGGUCCACAAGAAAAUCAACCUGGCUGACGACAUGCUGGCGUGGGAGCACGAACGUUUCGGGAUUCGCCGCCUGCCCGCCUUCACUCUGUCCCACCUGCCCUCGCACCGGCUGGCUCAGCGCUCCAGCAUCAUGGACGUGCGGUCAGUGUCCCCCUCCUCUCGCCACGGAGCGGGAGAGCCCCCUGCUGGGCCUCACGUAGAUGUGAAGAAGCUCAGCAGGAACACCAAGCUGGUAGCAGAGGCUCUGGCGAGGGUCGUCUACAACCUUACAGAAAAGGGAGCACCUGGAGACCUGCAGAUUUUCACUGAGCAGAUGCAGGUGCAGGACGAGCAGCUGUCAGCCGUGGUGGACUGGCUCACGGCGCAGCCCAGAGCUGCUCAGCUGGUGGACAAAGACAGCACCGUGGUGUCCACCCUGGAGUAUCACCUGGGACGCUACCUCAAGGAUGUCAAAAGACACUACGUCAAAGCUGACAAGAGGGAUCCAGAGUUUGUGUUUUAUGACCAGCUGAAGCAGACGAUGAAUGCUUACAGAGUGAAGCCCGCUAUCUUUGACCUGCUGCUGGCUGUCUGCAUCGCAGCCUACCUGGGGAUGGUGUAUUUGGCUAUCCAGAACUUUGGAGUCCUGUACAGUGUUGUCCGUAGAAUCACUCAACCCAAGGCCAAGGCCCACUAAGGCGUGCAGCAGCGUUUAUUGCCCCGGACCCUACUGUACCCUUUUUCCUCAAAUUCAAUAAACUCUGGCCAAUAAGACACUGAGGCUGGACCGAGCUGCUGUUGUCACGAUGGUUUCCAAACCAGCAGAAUCACUUCCAUUUCCUUCGUCCCUAAUGCACAAACAAUGAUGUCAGAUCCUGUCUUGCUGCCAACUUUGACCCGUUUGGUCUCAUGGACCAGAAUAAUCAGGAAUCAUUUCAGUCUCCACAGACGUCUCUGUCAUUCAUUCAGCGUGGUCACUCGUGUUGUUUUUAACCUCUAACGACGGGGGUUAAUCUCACAGGUCAUGAUGAGAUUGGUUGAGAUGUCACGUGGCUGCACCGAUCGCUCCCCGUCCCUCUUCUCGGCGUACUUCACGAGCCAAACGUCGUGACGUCACGUGUCGUCUCAGGCAGCUAGAGGGAGAAGCUGACCGCACAGUUUAUCCCAGAAUUUCCUUUUGUCAGGAGGGCCGAUCACCAGGGAGUCUCUCUAAAUAUAACGCUCGCACGAUCGGCCGCUGACGGUUCGCUGUGUCUGAAACCGUCCAGCGUGUAGACUGUGAGCGUUGUGUCGAGAGCGACUGGAGCGUGACAGCCUCAAACACGAGUACUGUUUACGGACACGACGUCGAUCUGUCUAAAUGAAAUGUGAAGUAGCUAUUAGAUCGUAUCUCCAUGCCUUUAAUACAAACCCCGUCACAUCAUUAAUGUAGUUGUGUAGUGAUAGUUUUCACUUUGGCGUUUCUGUUUGCUUUUCGUGCCAUUUGUUUGUUUCCUGUGUCGUCUUUGUCUGAUUUGCCUUUUUUAAAUCGAGAAACGGUCACGCUGGUGGCACCAGCUACUCGGAGAGCUUUUCAAAAUGUCACAUGGAGCCAUGUUUUGUUUUUCUUAUCUAAUCAAUAAAAUGAGCCCCUCCCCCUUUCACCCCUUUUCUAAUCAGUAGAUGGGACCUUUUGCUGACUUGCAAAUAUGAUUUGACCAAAUCAGAUCUUUUUAAAUCCUUGCCCUCGUCUUUGCUUUGGGUGAAAAGUGUUAAUUUGCUUUUUUUAAAAAAUGUAUUUUCUCUGUUACCACAUGACCUGUGACCCCCCGCCCCCUCCCAAUCAGCAGACCCAUGGAGGGGGAACUGACUGUGUGGUAGAUAUGAGUUAUAAUUUAUUAAAUGGCUUUGUUUUUGUUUGUGCACUGAAUCUGCUUCAUCUGCAACACUUGAUCUUUGCAAUGAAAGUGAAAACGGUUGUGAUUAAAAAUAAAUGACACAUGAAAAACA